AUGUCUGGCCGUGGAAAGGGAGGAAAGGUAAAGGGAAAGGCAAAGUCCCGUUCCAAUCGUGCCGGUCUUCAGUUCCCCGUUGGCCGUAUUCAUCGUCUCCUGCGCAAGGGUAACUAUGCCGAGCGCGUCGGUGCCGGAGCGCCCGUGUAUCUGGCAGCCGUCAUGGAAUACUUGGCCGCUGAAUGUGGGGAGCUGGCCAUCCGCAACGACGAGGAGUUGAACAAGCUGCUGUCCGGAGUGACCAUCGCUCAGGGUGGUGUGCUGCCCAACAUUCAGGCCGUGCUGCUGCCCAAGAAGACCGAAAAGAAGGCUUAA
Anopheles merus is the source of this 315-nucleotide messenger RNA. Its product is annotated as histone H2A-like. The transcript is spliced from 2 exons. Bases 1 to 315 code for a protein of 104 amino acids. Gene Ontology annotation, molecular function: structural constituent of chromatin; protein heterodimerization activity; DNA binding. The record is from RefSeq and is a predicted model, not a curated record. NCBI's taxonomy places the organism in Eukaryota, Metazoa, Arthropoda, Insecta, Diptera, Culicidae. Gene Ontology annotation, cellular component: nucleosome.